Molecule: messenger RNA, 2028 nt
Organism: Perca flavescens (yellow perch)
Lineage: Eukaryota; Metazoa; Chordata; Actinopteri; Perciformes; Percidae
Product: syncoilin
Exons: 5
Coding region: 115-1179 (354 amino acids)
Cellular component (GO): intermediate filament
Source: RefSeq, a predicted model, not a curated record
UGUCUGUUUUGCUAGAGACAGACAACCUGCAGAGCUGUCCUUAAAGUUUAAAUCAAACCGUGUUCACAGCUGUCUGGACUGUCAUCUCCAAACAAACUUGUCUCUUAGAAGACUAUGGACAAUCAAACCUCAACAGUGAAUGGGAAAAACAUGGCAUCUAGGAUGGAGGACUCACACAUGGGACUUGUCGAGGAUGUCACAGACGGCAGCCAUACUGACUCUGAAACAGAGACGAUCAUGCCCCUAGAUGAGUGUACAUCACAUCCCAUACUACAAAUGGACCAGGCGGUAAUGGACAACGUGGGGCAGCUUUUCGACCACUGCAUCCAGCAGGUGUCCCAUCUGGAGACACAGAGGAACGAGCUGAUACAAGAGCUCCUCCGUCUGCAGGAACCCAUUCUGCGAGUUGUGGGGCACCUGAGAGGGAAGCUGCUAGAGACACAGAGGCUGCUCACGCUGGCUCAGAUGGAUUAUGUCGCUGUUUAUGAGGAAGUGAAGAAGGUGAAGAGGAAACUUUUUGCCACAGCCAGAGACUGCAUCCAGAGCCAGGUGACGCUGGCUGAACAGGAGUACGAGGUGGCUCAGUCUGCUGUGACACAGGAGGAGCUGAAGGCCCACAUCCAAAGUCUGACCCAGGAGUUGUCCGAGCUCCAGGAGGCCCAGCAGAACCAGCUAAACACCCUGAGGGACAAGGCCUCUAAACCCUGCAGGCCCAGGGCCACGAGUGACGUCAGCCAGUGCCGACAGGCGUCGGUCAGGCUGCAACGGCGGCUCAGUGGCAGCGUGAGGGCGCUGGAGGGCUGGUACGAGCCUCGGCUCAUGGCCCUGCUGAAGAGAAGGCAGGUUGGAUUGGACGCCUUGAGAAAGAGCAGGGAGCAGGCUAUGGACCUGAAAGCCAGGCUGGGGCCCCUGAGAGAGGAUAUACAGAGGCUAGAGGUGCAGAGAGCCUGCCUGGUGCAGAGGGUCACUCUGAUGGAGAGAGAGAGGGAGGAGGGCAUCACACAACACAAGGAGACUGUGGAGAAACUAAAAGAGACUUUGAAAGAACUGGAAGUGGAGUUUGCGGUUCAAAGAACAUCUAAGAAAGAUUUGGAGGAUCGUAAUGACAGCCUUCGAAAAGAGCUGACAUUUCUCAGAGGCUGUGAUGAACCCAGUGAAACCAUGGAAGAGGAUCCCUAAUUUCUGUUUUCAGUAAAUAUUAAGCCUAUUAUCUACACCAGACCACACCAUGGCAUAGGAUUUACAUUUAAUAUAGAAAAGCUCAUAAUGUGCAGCAUAAUUUUUUUUUUGCUUCAAUAGAAUUAACUCUUACCUACAACUUAACAUCUGGCACACUGUGCCAGGAAGCAAAGCAAAAAGAUUUAUUGUAAAUAUUUUAUUUUGAAUAUUCUUAAGUACACAAGAGAUCAGAUGCAGCACAGAAGAAUGCAUAGAAGAAGAAAAAAAACACAUACAAGUGACAAACGCAAUCUGGAAAAUUCAUACUAUGAAUAUCAAGCAAAUACAAGAAAAAAACCUACAGUAUGUACAAUAUUUAUUUAAAAUGGAUCUUCGUAGAAAUAUUUUCAGCACAACUAAUCAGGAUGAAAGAAAUAAAACCAUCAAAAAGCCAACCUGAAUGUUGGACACGUGUGAUGGUUUCAUCACAAGCCAGAGUUUAGUACUGGGAGUUUGAAAAACUAAAAAGAUCUAAAAUUCUGACCGAUACAGACUUACUUUAAAUACAUCACCACAUGAUGACAAUGCAGCAUUUUAUUCUUUAAAUGUUCUUCAAAAAAAUACUGCCCCCCAAAAUGUAUUUUAAAAAAGGAGAUGACUGCUUAUGUGCCCAGCACUGGAAAACCAAUCCAUUUUUAACAAGCAAGUCAAAUGAAGAGAUGUGAUGACUGGACUCAUGCCUGGACCUCUGAAUCUGCAGCACCUUCUGGGUCCUCGUCAUUGUAGAUAUUUUCAGCCUUGAGAAGAAACAAUUCAAAAGUAGAUUGACUGUAACUGGUAUUCAAUGUUAAUAAAUGCACUUUAAAAUUA